UGAAAUAAAUAUGGCAGACGAAGUUGUGUUUGAGUAUCUGCACAUGGAAAUGAUAAACUAUUUAUACAGAACUGCGGAGAAGAUUGAACACGAUCAUUGCAUAUCCAAAUUAGAGUCAUUGGGAUUCCGUGUAGGCCAGAGUCUCAGCGAAAGGUUCACAAAAGACUGUUCCAGAUUCAAAGAUGAGCUUGAUACAAUGAAGUUCAUAUGUAAAGACUUUUGGAAUUCAGUUUAUAAGAAACAAGUAGACAAUCUGAGGACAAAUCACCAGGGUGUGUAUGUUCUUCAAGACAACAAAUUCAGAUUCCUUACCCAGAUAUCUAGUGGAAAACAGUAUAUGGAUGCAGCACCAAAGUACUUAGCCUUCCCAUGUGGGAUGAUAAGAGGAGCCUUGUCAAACCUAGGAAUAAACUGUGUGGUGACCGCUGAAGUCAGUGCAAUGCCAGCAUGUAAAUUUCAGAUACAGAUACAAAGAAUUUGAGACUCAACAACACCUUAUUAUUUUAAUUUGUGAUGAACAUGUUAUUGUUGGUAUUAAUAAUGAACAACUUCCAGACUCUUUUACAGUGUACAAAGGUUUAACUGUAUAUACUGUAUUACUGUAUAACAAGAAAUCUUCAUGUGUAUAUACUGUAUUACUGUAUAACAAGAAAUCUUCAUGUGUACUUUUUUUUGUGGUCUGGUGCUUUCAGAUUAUUUUGUGUGUACAAACUUCGGUGGUUAGCCCAUGCAACAUUAAUACAACAAUAAUGCAUAAAAAAUGUUCAUUGUGCAUUUGUAUUUGUAUUUGUGGUUCCAUAGCAACCAUGAAAGCAAAACAAGUCUAUACUCAAUGAAAGUGUCAUGUUAUACAGUAGUACGAAACCCACUGUUAAAUUUGGGUCCAUUCUAUAAAUGUCUCUUUAUAUAAAUAUUGGUACCUGGUUCUCCUGGUACAAUACAGAAAAUUGUGUGCUGCUAGAGUUCAGAUCGUGAAGUAUUUCAUUACUGAUAAUGAUGAUUAUUUGUGUCCCCAUGGUAUGGAAUAGUGUUCCCAUUUUUCUACUUGUACACUUUUUAACAGAUUAAGCCUUUCUGCAAAAGUGUGAAGCAAAUAUGGCCAGAAUGGUAGAGACCAGUCUUAUUUUUAGUACUCGUUAAUAUUAAGACCAGUCUAAUAAGUCUAACCAGUCUAACCAGUGAGCACUGGUUUGAUAUUAACAUUUUAGGUAGGAUUUUAUUUAAUCAUGUAUGUUUGAAUGUCUUAGAUAAAUAUUGUAUAAUUCUUAACAAAUGUCAAAUGUAGUAAAAUAUAUUGACACGUGUCUAGAUCAAACAUCAGUUCAACUUGCACUGUGUUCUGGUUCCCAAAAAAACAUUCCAAAAACACAUACUAAAGUCAUAUAUAGAUGAUGGGACCUAAUUGUAAAUCAAGUGUUUCAUUUCAAUGCUGUAAAUGUGGAACUAUUCAUCAAAUAGUCAUGAACUACAAGUAUUAUACAUCAUGAAAGAUACAAAGCAAGUCAAGUCAAUAUUCUUUAUUUCCAUGUCAUAUACAAAUGUAUCAUAAUUUCUUUGAAGUAAACAGCAAAUUUAUGCAGAUAUCUAAUUAUAACUGGGUUUAAAAAGUGAGAUAUUUAACAGAUACCCUGGACAGUUAAUGAUAUGUAAUAAUCAAGUUUUUUAAAAAGUUAAUACCAUGUACAUUAAAUAUUUCUAAGAAAUAAUAGAUAAGUCAAUGAUAAUAUUUCCGUCUAGUUUUACUUCCUAAUGCAAUUGACUUUUUCUAGGUUUGAGCAAGUCUGCUCAAUGUGCAACACCUAGUAAUUCAGAAGUUGAAAUACUGUCGUAAAUAUACUCAUAAAAAAUAAAAUGAUCACAUAUGCAUGCUAUCUAUAAAACAAAAAUAGAAAAAAAAAUUAUGUUAGAUCAAAAUCAUGGGAAGACAGCUCUAAUGAAAUAGUAUCAGAUUGAUCCCUGGGUAUCAAAAAAAAUGAUAAUGUCAAAAUACUUAGUGAAACAGGACUAUCAAAGUGAUAUACAUCUAUUAAUCACACAGACUGCUACGUCUUCUCAACAAGUGAUUUGCCUGUGGAAUUAGCAUAUCCUCAUAGGUCAUGCGAUUGCCAUGAGAUCAUGCAUAGAGUACAAUUGGAUUGCACUCAAUUUGGAUUGAAUUGCAAGUCGAAUCGAAAUGUAUGUACUUGUGUAACCUUUAGUCUACACUCAAAUGUUGUUUGAAAAAAAUGGUAUCUGAAAAAUACUAAUGCUUUCAUGUGUAUUAUGAUUGAUAAUAACUUUGUUGGACUUUGUGCCAGUCAAAGUUUUAUCUGAAUGUCUGAUGUGUUUCCUCUUACACCAAACCUUUCUGUCGCACUGUGAGAGAUUUGUUUGGGCCUAUACCCGACAUUUACCUCAAAAUAUCUUAAUUCUAGUGCAGUGGUCAGAGGAACGUCAGUUUACACUGUGGAAAUGACAUUGCUAUCUAGUCCAGAGAUAGUUAUCUUAGAAUUUCAGUAUUUGGUCAGCGUAAGUAAGGCAUUGUGUCUACACAAAUUGAAAUGAUUUUUGAUACAAUGAAAUUAUAGCAUUAAUGUACUACUUUUGAAUUCCUUAAAACUCACAGGUAGCUUAUUGUUAAUUUAUCUGUUGAUGAUUGGGAUAAAAACAAUAAGUGAUACCUGUCUGACCAGAACUGAUUGAGGUUGUCAUAAGAAAAAAACUGAUAGUGUUGAACCAGUAAAUGUACAUGAUGCAAUGUAUCAUUGAGUUGAAUCAGUUAUUACGUGUUACCGAUGUGUAAUGAAUACAAAAUAUUGCGUAUGAGGAAGUGAUAUAUUUAUGUUUGAAUGUUAGAAGCUUUGAUUGUGAUAUUCAGGAAGAAAGAUGUAAUUAUUGGAAUGUCUGAAUUAGUAAGUAAAAGAAACAUGUAUGAAAUGUGCAAUAAAUAUGACUGAAGUGUA
Messenger RNA from Pecten maximus, 2942 nucleotides. RefSeq names its product trafficking protein particle complex subunit 6B-like. NCBI's taxonomy places the organism in Eukaryota, Metazoa, Mollusca, Bivalvia, Pectinida, Pectinidae. Gene Ontology annotation, cellular component: TRAPP complex; cis-Golgi network; trans-Golgi network. The transcript has 6 exons. The record is from RefSeq and is a predicted model, not a curated record. Gene Ontology annotation, biological process: endoplasmic reticulum to Golgi vesicle-mediated transport; regulation of GTPase activity. Bases 11 to 481 code for a protein of 156 amino acids.